Pseudoliparis swirei is the source of this 1675-nucleotide messenger RNA. Its product is annotated as dual specificity protein phosphatase 13A family protein. The transcript has 3 exons. Bases 309 to 869 code for a protein of 186 amino acids. Gene Ontology annotation, cellular component: cytoplasm. Lineage: Eukaryota; Metazoa; Chordata; Actinopteri; Perciformes; Liparidae. The record is from RefSeq and is a predicted model, not a curated record. Gene Ontology annotation, molecular function: protein tyrosine/serine/threonine phosphatase activity; MAP kinase phosphatase activity. Gene Ontology annotation, biological process: negative regulation of MAPK cascade; protein dephosphorylation.
AGGCCUAAUGGGGAGUUUUUAAUUCUGCAGUAUUGUUGUUGUUAUGCAUAAAUAAACGGAUUGUGUGCAAUUAACCGCCUCAAAACAUCACAAAGUGUAUACAUUAAAGAUAUGAAUGUGUGAGGUUGACCAUAGUUUAGAUUAUAGGUCACUGAUUUAAUUAUAGGCCAGGGUCACCUGUCCUUGUCAGUACCAACGUGAAUGUAGUAUAACCUCAGCAGAAUUUUGAAAUAUAUGUUGGGAGAAGAAAUCAUACAAAUGGGGAGUUUCAGAGGAGCAUUUUAUUAUGGAGGCAACUACAAAUAUUCAUGCAGUCAACUAUGAACACUGUACAGCAAAGUAACGCCGUGUACCCUGCCACUCCGUCAGUGAAAGACUUGGUGAGGGUUUUGUAUGGAGGAAAAAGGUUUGGAAAUCAUGUGGAUGAAGUCUGGCCUAACCUAUUCAUUGGUGACAUGUCAGUGGCCAAUGAUCGCUAUAGUCUGUGGAAGCUGGGAGUCACUCAUGUUCUGAAUGGAGCUCAUGGGAAGAUGCACUGUCAGGGGAGUCAUGACUUCUAUGGCUCCACUGUGGAUUAUUAUGCAGUGCCUGCAGAUGACUCACCAUCCUUUGACCUCUCACGCUAUUUCUUUCCCUCUGCUAAGUAUAUUCAGAGUGCACUUGACACAGCUGGUGCUCGAGUGUUUGUCCACUGUGCAGUCGGAGUGAGCAGAUCCGCCUCCCUCGUCGUGGCCUACCUAAUGAUCCACCACCAUUACACUCUGCUGGAGGCCAUCAAUAAGGUCAAAGAGCGCAGAUGGAUUUUCCCAAACAGAGGUUUCCUCAAACAGCUGUGUGCUUUGGAUAUGAAACUACGCCAGAUAUCAUAAUCCCUUUCACCUCAAAACCAAUUGAUUAUCUAAAUUACUGAACCCCAAAUAUCUGUUUUCCUUAAGAAUUCAGUGUCUUCGAGUGGCGGGACAUACUGUACUUUAAUCAGUCGGUUUCCAAGAACGGUAUGACAUCUAUUGACCCAGGUGCUGUGUUUGAUGUGAGUCAUGCUGUCGGUUCACAGUAUAUUUCCCCUUAUAUUAGUCGGAGAUCAAUGUAUCAACCCACUCUUAAGCAGAAUUGAUUUAAGACUUAAUAUGAGCCAAAAUGAGUAAUUUAACCUCGGUUCAAUGUUGAACAAAAAGUACAUCCAUGAUGUUGUGUUGUGUAUUCACUUUAAAACAUCAUGGACAAUCAAUCAAUGCUUUAUAACACAGUAUAAUCUAGUUGCAAGCAGAAUGAUGUACAUUUAAAGUGAUUAUCUAAGUAAUUAUCAACAGGUAUGAAGCAUCCAUGUGUGUAAAAAGAUGUUGAAUGUCUGACAACGUUGAAGCUGUAAUCACAUAUAACAUAUCUUCAUGAGUUUUGGCACGUUCAUUUACAGUUUUAAACGCAUCGUUAAUGUUUUAUCACAGGCUUCAAGGAUUUGUUAAAGUGCAUAAUAAAGUCUCAUCAUGGUAUCGCAAUAUUAUCUUUAUCAUUAAUCCAAUAAUUGUGAGAUGAAUAUCUGAUAUUGUGACAUGCCAAGUAUCAUCAUCACCAGUAAGAUUAGGAGUUGACAAAUAAAAUAAUGGAUUCAGUAUUCUCCCCCACUAUUCAACAAUGAAACAGCUAUUUCACCACAAUGUUAGGAGAUUAAAAACAA